Messenger RNA from Lentinula edodes (shiitake mushroom), 1338 nucleotides. RefSeq names its product ribosome biogenesis protein Nop53/GLTSCR2. NCBI's taxonomy places the organism in Eukaryota, Fungi, Basidiomycota, Agaricomycetes, Agaricales, Omphalotaceae. The coding region runs from base 1 to 1338 and encodes 445 amino acids. Gene Ontology annotation, cellular component: nucleolus. The transcript has 5 exons. Gene Ontology annotation, molecular function: 5S rRNA binding. Gene Ontology annotation, biological process: rRNA processing; ribosomal large subunit assembly. The record is from RefSeq and is a predicted model, not a curated record.
AUGUCAAAAUCGACAGUGACCGGAGCACCUAGGACAAAAAAGUCUUUGCAACCCAGCCGAAAGGGGAAAAAGGCCUGGCGUAAAAAUGUCGAUCUAAAAGAUUUAGAAGAAGGAUUGGAAGAACGGAGAGGAGAGGAAAGAUUAUUUGGGGGUGCUCUCAGUGAAAAGCCCGACUUGGAUCUUUUCCAGAUUGACAAAGAGGGCGAUGAAAACUUGCGCUCGAUACUUCCCAAACCCAAACCGUCCCAAUUGACCUCGCUGAAAAUUCUUUCCGAACGAAGCGCAGUUCCUGCUGUCUUUUCCAGGACAACUGGUGAUGCGAAUCGCAAACAUCAUCUUUCUCGAGAAGAAAAAGAUCGAUUACUGAAAGUAGGAAAACGUCAACGGAAAGGUCCCUUCGGCGCCAUUGUUUGUAGUGAAAUAGCAGGGCUUGACUCAUCUCCCACAGGUGUUUCGGAGGCAGUGAAGUCGGCUGGUCAUUAUGAUCCAUGGGCCACUUCGCCUCCAUUACUCCCCGAAUCCAUUCCUCUUCCUAUUGCAAACCUUCCUCCGUCGCAUGCGCCAUUACAAACAUCCGAGAUAUCCACCAACCCUCGAAGCCUUAUUUCCCUACCUGCUGUACCUUUACCGCAUGCUGGGACAUCUUACAAUCCACCCGUUCAAGCGCAUACGGAGCUCUUACACCGUGCUCAUGAUCAAGAGGAAGUUCGUUUGCGUGAAGACAUACGGUGGAAAGAGAUUGGCCAGGCUAUAAAAGACGGAGUGACCACACAGCCAGAUCUAGUCUCUGUUGUAGAAGAGAUGGUUUCCCACAAACUUGAAGAGGACGUUGAUAAAGAGGAAAAAGAGGAGGAAACCUUACCGCCGAGGAAGAUUCCCCAGCGUAAAACAAAAGCGGAACGACGAAAAGCGACGAAGUUACUUGUGCAAAAGCGUAUACUCGCCGAACGAGCGGCUAAACGACGCCAGCUAUCAUACUUGGCCGAGCUGAGUGCGAAACACUCGAGGCGGACGGGAAAUUCACCAGCUUCUAAAGAACUUGUCCAACAGCGGAAGAAGGCGUCCCAGGAAAAGUUGAAAGCUGGAAUUGUGGGUCAAAAGAUUGGGAAACAUCGCGUUCCAGAAACUCUUGUUGAUGUACAGCUCGGAGAUGAGCUGAGUGAGAGCUUGCGGGGGAUAAAGGUUGAGGGUAAUCUCUUCAAAGAUCGAUUCCUCAAUCUACAACAGAGGGCGUUGAUAGAGCCAAGACUCAGAGUUCUGCCGAAGAGACGUCGUGUUCGUAUGGUGGAAUACGAAAAACAUGCCUGGAAGAAGUUUGACCGGGAGCAAGAGUCGUAA